This is a messenger RNA of Nilaparvata lugens (brown planthopper), 2746 nucleotides long. RefSeq names its product pancreas transcription factor 1 subunit alpha (gene Fer1). The record is from RefSeq and is a predicted model, not a curated record. Gene Ontology annotation, molecular function: protein dimerization activity; RNA polymerase II transcription regulatory region sequence-specific DNA binding; DNA-binding transcription factor activity, RNA polymerase II-specific. The coding region runs from base 1336 to 2058 and encodes 240 amino acids. The transcript has 6 exons. Gene Ontology annotation, biological process: regulation of transcription by RNA polymerase II; developmental process. Lineage: Eukaryota; Metazoa; Arthropoda; Insecta; Hemiptera; Delphacidae.
UAUAUUGUCUCUAUGAUAAUAUUCCGUAUUGCUCUACUCACAGCCAGACAAUAAUCACGGUGUCUGUAAAUUAUUUGGAAAACCUUUACCAUCAAUGUCUUUGAUUAAGGCCUAUAAUGUUACAGAACAUAGAUGUCUAUAAAUUGAACUGAAUAGAAUUCCAUGUUUUUCUGGCCGCACGUUUCUGUUCAUAGUCGUACUAUAAUAUAUUAUACUAGAGCUCGUUCUCAUUUUUUCAAUGAAGAUAAAUUAUGCUGAAAUUCUUCCCGUGAACUCAUGAAAUAUAUAUGGAUGCUAAAUGAAGUUUUGCAAUUAUAAAUUAGUAGAUUUUUAUUGUGUUACUGCAGUACAUUUUAAACAGUCGAAUUUUCGAACCACCUGUGUCGUGAAUAUUCUAGAAGGGUCAGUAGCUCUUUUAUGGAGAUUAAUUCCCUAUUAGGAAAACGACGUAAAUUUUGUGAUUAUACUGGUUAAUGGUAAGCACGUGUUUUGUCGGGUGGAAGGCGUAAGGUAUACUUUGUGCAUUACGCCACUGUGAUUGUUUAGUUUGCUACAGAAUUGAAGGGGCUAGUGCUGGUGUGUGGUGGGGGUGUGUGAGCGUGCGUUGUGCUGUUGAGGGGUGUGAGGGGGUUGAAUAUUGUCUGUCAGUUUUGGCACUGCUCAGUGCUCAAUUCACCCUCAUACUGACAAUACUUCAGUUAUCUAGCACUGUGUAUUUCAUACUCUAUUAAUUAGUGUCAAAUAUAAUAUUUCAUUAUUUUAUGUUAACAUUAUUGUCUUUGUUUUCUCUAAUCACAGAUAUUAUCAUAAUAUUAGUAUUGUUUGAUUCGGAUAUAAUCAAAGAUACAAAAGCAACUGAACAUAAUCUAAUUCUAAAUGAAAUAAACUCAAAAUUUUCUUACAAUCUUAAGCAACUGAAAUAGUCUCCUAAUUGUUCGUUCAAUCAUCCGUAUUUUCCAAUAGACAAUAUUUUUCAAGAGACACAUAUGAAAAGUGAGUUUUCUUCUAUUUAUCCUAUACAUUAAAAAACUAUAAUUUCAUCGCAUUUGAUUCUCAUCAUUUAUAUUUUUACAACUGUGCUUAUAGCUUAUAUUCUAUCAAGUCAAGAGUGAAUAUAUUCUAUUUCCAUAGUUAAUUGAGAAAUAGCCGACUCCAUGAAAUCCCUCCAUCGUUAUUGAUUCAAUUUUACGUCACUCUUCCGAAGAGACAUCUCAUUCGAGGACACAAAAAUGAUGUGAUCAAAAUUUUAUUGAGAAACGAAGUACGGAAAUACAUAAGACUCUCCCACCAAUAUACUCCAUCGAAAUGUGAAUUGGUGAACUGGCGUUGAGAAGAAUGUUUGUGGGAAAUGGAAUGGACAGCAACUCGGACGUGGAGAGGCACUUCCUGGAUGGCUACGUGGGCAGUUCGAGCUCGAGUAGCACGGAGUUGUUCCUCUACGACGAUGACUCCAGCCACUCCGACUGCUCAACCGCCUACUCCUACGGCAGCGACCAGGACAGCUCCUCAGGUAGUAGCAGCAGACUGCGUCACCGACGCCUUGGCGGGGUUAGCGGUGGCGGGGGCGGGAGCAAGUGUCCACAGCAGCAGAUGCAGCAGCGACAGGCGGCCAACCUGCGCGAGCGACGACGCAUGCAGAGCAUCAACGACGCAUUCGAGGGCCUUCGCGCGCACAUUCCCACUCUGCCCUACGAGAAACGACUCUCAAAGGUUGAUACGUUGAAAUUGGCGAUAGGAUACAUCAACUUUCUAAGCGAAUUGGUGAGGACAGACAGGGGACAAACUGAAUCCUGCAAGGGAAAUGGAAUAGGAAAAUCAAGAAGACAAAUACCAAGAGAAGAAAAUCGGAAAAUCAUUGUGAGAGGAGCUUACGGAUCGCCGUAUGCGGCGCAUUCUCUGUCUUGGUCGAGCAACAAGGAGAACGGAUGCAACGGCGUGAUGUACGCCAAGGUGUGGACCCCCGAGGAUCCCCGCGCACCCCCCAAGCACCCCGCCAACGCCAACACAAGUCCAGGGCUCAACGACAACAACGCCAGUAACCACGGCAGUGACUACUGAUUUACAAACUAUUGCAAGCAAUUGCAAUAUGUUUUAUUCCGGGUUUAAUUGGCAAGUAGAAGUGAACAGAACCAGAAUAAAGAAGUAUGGAAGCAUUAAGUUGAAGAGUGCAAACGAUGGAUGAAAGUAGUGAAGGAAUAUUUAAAACCAUCUUGAAGAAAUCAGGAGUAGCUUCAUUGAACAUUUUGAAUGUAUGAAGAAUUCAAACCAACUUUAUAGGUCUGCAGGCUGCUAUGAAUGAAUUGAAUAUACAUAAAAGCCAAAAUAUAUGGUGGACGGGAAAUUGUCAUUAUUUGUGACUAAUUCAGUUAUUUGGGGCCGUUUGCACAGUGUAAGUGUGAAUUGAACAAACUAUUGAUUCAAACUCAGAAUGGAUGGUGUCUGUACUCUACUUUGUGAAAGCUGUGCGAGUAGAAGGCAGGAAGUCAUUAAAUUACUUUGUAUAUACUAUACAUACUUAAUAACUUAAUAUUUAUUCAAAGCUGAGUUUAAUUUUGAUCUUAGACUAGAAAUUUUCUCGGCUUUUAAAUACCAAAAACAAAAACUCCUACAGAAGUUGCAAGAAUACCUCAAGGCUGUGCAAAGGCUAAAAAUAAACUUUCUACUCGUGAUAUUUUUCAAAGGUUUUUGAUUUGUAUAUCAUCAAGCUAUCAAAAUGGAGAAGUUUUCUCAGGAAACCCUUUUUUUC